UCAUUCACCAUCAUCUUCGCCCUCUUCCCCAAUCUCUAAACCAUACCUCUUUCCUCCAUUGAAUUCCCAGACAGAAACGAAAACCCCACAAUGUCCAUUGACCCAAUAAGCCCGUGAUUAUUUUUUUUUUAAUAAAAACCUCCACUUUUUCUUCCUUUGAAGAUCAAUUCUUCAGGUUCAUCUGGGUCUGGCUUCUUAACGAAGACCAGUUUUUUUUUCCACUCUUGUUUCCAAAUUCCAGAUCUUGUCGAUAUUUCUUAAAUGGGUUUGUGAUAUCUUUGCAAGUUUUUGAUCCUUUUGUCAAUCUUUGAGAUAAAGUUCCUUCUUUUGGUUCGUUGGGGUCUAGCUGAAUGACUGCAGUAGCAAUGAAUUCACACCUGUUUCGCGUAAUCUGCAUACUCCAUUCGAUUAUCGCCCUUACUAGUGGAACCCUGAUGAUGUUCUACACAGAGAAAGCUUCUAUCUUUGGCCAUGGAAGUGACAUUGCGAGCAAGCUGAAAGGAUCAACGCCACACGAUGAUCUCCUCAUCCAGAUUUCCCAGUCCUUCUCCGGGUUGCUUCUGUUCGCCAUAGGGUUAGUUCUGUUCUUGGUGUCGUUCGUCACGGACAGAGAUUUCCAUGGCUUCUUUGCCAAAGGUUGUGCGGUUCUCUAUGUGCUGAUGGCUAUUUGGAGAGUCUCGUUCGAAAGGAAGCUCGAAGAUCUUGCGUAUGAAUGGCCCAAACAAGCCCUUGGAGACAUAGCUCUUGCUGUGUCUUGGGUUUUCUUUCUUGUCUGUACUUGGAGGGAGAAGUAUGAUUGAUGUAUCAACCUUGUGGUCUAAAGGAAAGAGAUCGAUUCAAAAAUGAGAUCUGGCACUCACAUCAAUGGAUCAGAUCGUGUGAUGAUCUAGCCACGUUUCGAGUUCAUAGAUCCAGAGAAUCAAAGAUCAGAAAAAAAAACAGUGUUUGGAAUCUGUAAAUCUUCCCACCAAGUGAUGGUGAAUGAAUUGUGGGAAUCUCAGAAACUGAAGUGAUGGAUCAUCAUAUGAGUUUGGUGGGUUUUCCCAUACUAGUUUAACUAAAGAUCACGUGUUGGAAUCUUUGAGCAAUGUUUGGAACAGAACUGAAAGCGGAUAAAGCAUGAUGCCACUUUCUUUCAUUUGCCCUGUCCCUUCAUUCAUAAACUGAUUCAUGAUUCGGCCAGUAAUUACUUGAUUUCUGGGUGUUAGUUCUUAUUUCUAUUGAAUCCGUAGUCGUAACGAAGCUUGUAGAUUCUCUCUGCAAUACCAUCCCAAGAUAUUUUUAUGAAGAUCUCGUGAUUCAACAAGCCUAUGAAGAUUGAAGAUAGAUGCAAAGCUUUUUUUUUUUUUUUGGGAGCUGUCUUAUCUUGUUCGCAUUAAGACAAAACUGUUACGUGAAAAGUUACUAUUAUUUCGGUCUUGUCAGUUUCUCAUGUUGCAUUGUCAUUAUCUUUGACUUCUGGUCUAAUUCAUAGUUUUUUUUUUAUAAUCGGGUGAUUCGAAGUCCAAACGUCCAGACUAAUUCCGACCCACACGUAUGAUCCUGCAACAUACACGUGGGAUGUGAAACAUCCGAAAUUUACAGGAAGGGUUCUCAAACGUUGGGGGAUUCCCCAUAGUUUCCUUAUGGACUACAUGUAAUAUUAAUGUCCACACGGUAUUCAAAAUUUAGAUACCCAAUAAUUCAGAAUCAAAUUCCGAAACUGAAUACCUCUAAAAUCCGGGAUACCGAAUCUACAGCUAGAUGUGGAGGGAUCUUGUGAAUCUUCCCGCUCCCGGCCCUUCUUCUUUCAUAGAAGGUUGGGGCCUUGUUUGGCCCAAAUAGCCCAAAACUCGGCCCACUAACGUAUUCGCUGCCAUUCCAAGGUUUCUGGCGAGUGGGAACUUUUCUUUGCUCAUUCCCACUUUGGUCUCUUUGUUCCUCGAUUCUCUUUCUGCGAAAAUCGCUCAAAGUUCAAUCCUUUUUUAUUCCUUCAAUUUUUCUGUCAUUUUUUUUGCAGGAGAUAAUCAGUGUUUGCAUGAAUGAGAAGAGAGAAAACAGGAGACAUACUAUAUAAUAUGUUGUAUUCAACCACAAGGGGCCAUAGCCGUUACAUUACAAGACACCAUGGAUGCUGACGACACACACACGGACGGAGACAGAGACACUGACAGACGCAGACGCGAGA
Messenger RNA from Tarenaya hassleriana, 2167 nucleotides. RefSeq lists its product as uncharacterized. The record is from RefSeq and is a predicted model, not a curated record. The coding region runs from base 351 to 800 and encodes 149 amino acids. The transcript has a single exon. NCBI's taxonomy places the organism in Eukaryota, Viridiplantae, Streptophyta, Magnoliopsida, Brassicales, Cleomaceae.